Pleuronectes platessa (European plaice) is the source of this 2112-nucleotide messenger RNA. RefSeq lists its product as uncharacterized. NCBI's taxonomy places the organism in Eukaryota, Metazoa, Chordata, Actinopteri, Pleuronectiformes, Pleuronectidae. Gene Ontology annotation, molecular function: transmembrane signaling receptor activity. Bases 63 to 1091 code for a protein of 342 amino acids. The transcript is spliced from 7 exons. The record is from RefSeq and is a predicted model, not a curated record. Gene Ontology annotation, cellular component: plasma membrane.
ACAAGUUCCUUAUUUGUCAGUGAUGAAAGAGCAGAAUCAGCUUCAACCAUCAGAGCCUCGACAUGAACGUCUGCUACACUUUGAUCUGCUGCUUCUUCCUGUAUGACGUCAGCGCAGAGAUCCUCACCUACUCAGCUAAUGAAGGAGAAACCAUCAGAGUCAAAUAUUCCUUCCGUUCAUAUGGAAGCAGGAAGUUCUGUCGGGGACGAUGUGAAGCAGGAGAUGUUCUCAUUGAAACAGAAGAAAAUGAAGCGAGGAACGGACGAUACAGCAUCAAAUAUGAGAAACCAGGUGACGCUGAAGGAGAUCUGUCAGUGACCAUGACAAAUGUGAGCAAGUCUGACUCUGGAAUGUACCAGUUUGGCCUCGGCAGUGAUUCUUCUUUGUAUCGGGAGUUUAAAAUCCUCAUCCAUGAUGCUCAGCUGGACGGAAGCUCUGGAGUAAAACAGCUCUAUAAGAGAAGUGGAGGAAACGUCACUGUUCAAUGUUUCUUCACUAACCCCAAAGGAAGUAAAUUCUUCUGCAGAGAAGAAUGUGGAGAGACCAAGAACGUUCUCAUCCAAACAAGUGGUUACAAAGAACGAAGCGGAAGAUACAGCAUCAGGUAUUUCACAGAACAUGGAGGACAAGGAGGAUUUCUGUUGGUGACCAUCACACAGCUCAUCAGCUCCGACUCAGGACGCUACAGAUGUUCUGUGGGUGAAGAAUCACACAGAGACUUUGAAGUCAUUGUCACAGAUGGAGCUGAUACGUUCUCCACCAAGAACUUGAUUCUGACUGUGAGACUGACGCUGGUCGUCCUGGUCGUCCUGUUAUCAGGGGCCGCACUGAUAUUCUGCAGAAACAGGACUAACAGACCCAGAGGUGAGGCCACAGAACCUCCGGUGGAGACGGAUCCUGCUUCUGUCCCUGAGCCCGACCCCGUGUACGAGGAUUUCAGAGACGAGGACCGACCUCCUGCUGCUGUGGAAAUCUCUCCAGAUUAUUCUUACGUCAAGUACAACACAACACAACUAGUCACAGCCGGUGAUGACGACAACUUUGUCACUGCUGCUACUUCUCAGCACAAUGCUGACGACAGCUCAGGUUGACUCACCUGCGAUCGGGGGGGAUUAUUCCAACAGGGCUACAGGCUUUGCUAACAGCACCCCCCACCCCCUCCGAUGAGGAUGAUGUAGUCUACUCCGUCCUUCAGUAGAUGAUAUGUCACUUCAGCGUCUCCUCUCUCAUUGGCCGACAGGAAGUGUUGGCAUUUUAUAUUUUAGCUUGUCUGUGUGUGUGUCUGUGAAGAUGGCAUUAGAACUGAAAGUCUAAAGAAUAAAGCAGGAGGGUGGGGGCAGGAGCAGUUUGGGCUUUCACACAAAUUAUUUAUAAUAACCUUUGGUGCUUUGUGUUAAUCUUGAAGUUAGAGUGUGUGUGCGUCACAUCGCUGGUCAGUCUCACACCUGUCUUGAUAAAGGGUCUGAUGAGAGCCGCUGCCUGUUGUGGGAUAAAUCUGUGACAUACGAUACACUGUACUUUAACUUCUUCUCAUACUUAACUUUUUAUAUUAAAGCAUAAAUCCCUUAGAUUCAUUCAACAUCACACAGAGUUCAAGCAGCUGCCCCAGGUUCUGGGGGAAGAUAGAAAAGUGUUGUUCUGGUUUAGUUGUUUUGAAUGUUUACACAAAUAGAACAUACAGCCGAUAGAGCAGGAACACAAUAUUCUUUACUCCAAUGAACAACAACAUUGACCCACAAGGCGUCUAACGAGUCAAGGCUAGUUUAUGAAACACAAAAUCCAACUGUCAUGGUGGGGAGAUUUGUCCUUCAACUAUCAGAGGAGGAGCGUGACUGGGAGUGGCUCCUUGUCACUUCCUGGUUCCAGAGCCAAGAGGCGUGGAUCUAAGCCUGUGCACCAACCAGGGAGAACCACAUUGAUUUGCGGUGACACCCCUUCAUUAUUUGGCCCAAUCAAAUUAUACCUAGUGUUAUAAAUAUAACAAUCAUCGUCUUUUCAGCGAGACUAUUGACCACCCCGUGCUUCUUGUUUAUCCGAGGCUGUGCAUGAGCGCUCAUAGCUAUGCUGUUAACUUUUCAUUGCUUCUUAAUAAAUCCUUGUUGAAUUAGUCCA